GAAACCAUUUCCGUGUUGAUCGGUUCAUUUGACUUUUGAUAAGUAGUAACUUUGAGAUGCUCACUGAACUGUCAGUAUUGCAUUUUCUAUUGUAUGAUUAGGGUAUUCUUCUUUUCUUUUUACUCUGUUAGUAUUUAUUUUUAAUCCUUUGUCACAAUGAACGGUUUAUCUCAAACUGAAACUAAAAAAACUAAGUCAACGCCCGCUAAAGUGAUCAUGCCUUCAACAACAGCGUCGGUCACUUCCUGCCAUGGCGAUGAUGUUAGAGACGAUGAGGAGGAUGCAGAUGACCUUCCCAUGACAAGACGUACGAAAAUGAAUGACAGAUCAUACACUAGGUACCGGAGGACAAGGUCAUUAUAUGGUGUAAGUCCAAACUGCAGUUUUGGUCCAAAAGGUUUUCUAGAGGACACAUCAGAAACUAUAAUAAACAUUCCCGACCCGACCAGUCAGAGGUUACACUGGCACAAACCUCCACAGUCGGUUCUUGUGGUUCGUAAGAUCCACGAUGAUUCCGUCCUCAUUCCCUUCAGAAACCUGCUUUUCUGGUUAAUAGAGGAGAGGAACAUGAUAGUGUUUGUAGAGUCAAAAAUGAUAGAAGACCAGGUGUGCAUGGAUGAGGAGUUUCAGAAAAUAGUUAACAAGCUACAAACUUUCAAAGAAGAUGAAGACAAACUGACAGACAAGAUUGACUUUAUUCUCUGCCUCGGAGGAGACGGGACACUGUUGUAUGUGUCUUCUUUAUUCCAGACAAGCGUCCCACCUGUGAUGGCGUUUAACAUGGGAUCACUUGGUUUUCUGACACCAUUCCAAAUCCACGAAUUCAGGGAACAGAUCUCUACAGUUUUAGAAGGCAAUGCCACGUUGAUACUGCGCAAUCGUCUCAAGUGUGUUGUGUGCAAGCACAGCAGUACAGAUUGUAGCGAUAUCCCACACAUCAAACACAUAGAUCCCACCAUGACCAAGAGACACAUUCUCGAGUGUGUUAUGGUUCUGAAUGAAAUUGUUAUAGACCGGGGUCCAGCACCAUACCUCUCCAAUAUCGACCUGUACAUUGAAGGUCAUUUGGUGACCUCUGUUCAGGGUGAUGGUCUGAUUAUUUCCACGCCGACAGGCAGCACGGCCUAUGCUGUCAGUGCAGGUGCCUCCAUGGUCCAUCCGAGUGUUCCGUGUAUACUGAUAACCCCCAUCUGUCCUCACUCUCUCUCGUUCAGGCCAGUCAUAGUCCCAGCAGGAGUCGAAAUUAAGGUAAUGGUUUCGCCAGAAGCACGGAAUAAUGCAUGGGUUUCUUUUGAUGGACGAAACAGACAGGAAAUCGAGCAAGGAGAUAGUGUUCGGAUAACCACUGCAGUGUACCCACUUCCGUCUAUAUGUGCUAAGGACCAGGUAGAAGACUGGUUUGGUGGACUGGCCGACUGUUUGCACUGGAACAUCCGUCGAACACAGAAAAGUCUUUCAUCGGGACAGAGCUCGGGCAGUCUCGACACAUUUGAUUCUGAGUCCAAUGCAGGGUCCACCGGUUAAUGAUAUCUCACAGUCAGUCGGUGUUACAGUCCGAAAACCACUAUGUAAACACAUUGGGUCGAAUUACGAAGCUUGUUUUUCUUAAAUGCAGGAGUUUAAGCAUUGUAGAUGUACAUAGUUACACGCGUGUAAGUCUAAAACAGGCUUUGUAAAUUCGGCCCAUUGCAUUUACUUACAGUUAGUCAGUGUUACAGUCCGAAAACUACUUUGUAAACACAUUGCAUUUUCUUACAGUUAGUCAGUGUUAGUCCGAAAACUACUUUGUAAACACAUUACAUUUUCUUACAGUUAGUCAGUGUUACAGUCCGAAAACUACUUUGUAAACACAUUGCAUUUUCUUACAGUUAGUCAGUGUUACAGUCCGAAAACUACUUUGUAAACACAUUACAUUUUCUUACAGUUAGUCAGUGUUACAGUCCGAAAACCACUUUGUAAACACAUUACAUUUUCUUACAGUUAGUCAGUGUUACAGUCCGAAAACCACUUUGUAAACACAUUACAUUUUCUUACAGUUAGUCAGUGUUAGUCCGAAAACCACUUUGUAAACACAUUACAUUUUCUUACAGUUAGUCAGUGUUACAGUCCGAAAACCACUUUGUAAACACAUUACAUUUUCUUACAGUUAGUCAGUGUUACAGUCUGGAAACCACUGUAUAAACACAUUACAUUUUAUUACAGUUAGUCAGUGUUAUAGUCCAAAAACCACCGUGUCAAAGUUGGAGAAACAAAACACAUUGCAAUUUUAUUACAGUUUGCCAGUGUCACAGUCCAAAAACAAUUGUGUCAAAGUUGUAGAAACUAAACACGUAAUAUUAUUAUGUAAAGCAAUAUGUAUGUUGGAUCAAGAGAAGCAUUAUAUUUGUAGUAUGUUUGUAGCACUGUGUCUAAAAAAAUUGGAAACAAAUGGGGGGGGGGGGGGGGGGGAAGUACUAAAGAAAACAUUUUUUAAAUUAGCCAGGGCAAAUAUUAGCAACUAUUUAACAUCAGAAACUUGCAUAGUGAAUCACAAUGCAGUACUAAACAAAAUGUCCCUUGAUAUGGUAUAAUGAAAUGUAAAGGGUUGUUCUCAAGUUGGACAGAAAUAAAACUUUUAAACUAAAAAGGACACUUCUUUUUUAAAAGGGCACUGUUAAACUAAAAAGGGCACUUUUUUAUAUGGCACUUUUAAACAAAACAGGGCACUUUUUAAAAAGGGCAAUUUUAAAUUUAAAAUGGUACAGUUAAACUUUUAAAAUGGCACUUUUAAACAAAACAGGACACUGUUUCAUAUUUUUCUGGACUGGUUUUAAUUUCCCCACCUCACCCUCUAACCUUAUACUAGACACAGCUGUGUGAAUAAAAUACACCAUUCCAGACAUUGACAGUAUAAAAAUCUUAACAGUAACUAAAGUAACUGACGUCAUUCAAAUUCAAAGUUAGCUACAUUAUUACAAUUCUUUGCCAGAUUAAAAUAAAAACUGGUCUACUAACCUUGACCCCUGUUAAAAUUCUAUAACAUGCAGACAACGCUGUUUACAGGUCGGUAUUUGUUUUUCAUAAUUCUGCACAAAAUAUUAUGUUUAAGUUUUAAAAGAUGAAAGAAAUAAAAAGUACCUUUUGUCAAAUAUAUCACCAAAAUAAUUACUGUUGAAUAUGCUAUAUUUAUUGUGUACGAAGCCAAAACAAGGGUUCGAAAGGUGACUAUCGUCAACCUUAGUAGCAUAUAUAUAUAUAUAUAUAUAUAUAUAUAUAUAUAUAUAUAUAUAUAUAUAUAUAUAUAUUAUUACUGUAAAUCAUAAUAAUAAUAUAUUAGUGACCUUAAAAUUGAUCGAAAUCUAACUAAGUGAAAUACAUGUUUUAGCAUCAUAAAACUUUUAUCAAGGUUUGUAUAUUGGACACUAAAAAUAUGAGCUUUAGGUUGUAGGAUCGGCUGAAAUAAUACUAAUAUUUUUGACCAGGGCCGUACCCUGAUUAAAAUCCGGGGGGGGGGGGGGGGGGGGGGGGCACUACUUUUUA
Molecule: messenger RNA, 3519 nt
Organism: Gigantopelta aegis
Lineage: Eukaryota; Metazoa; Mollusca; Gastropoda; Neomphalida; Peltospiridae
Product: NAD kinase-like
Exons: 11
Coding region: 157-1524 (455 amino acids)
Biological process (GO): NAD+ metabolic process; NADP+ biosynthetic process
Molecular function (GO): NAD+ kinase activity
Source: RefSeq, a predicted model, not a curated record